Molecule: messenger RNA, 1566 nt
Organism: Penicillium longicatenatum
Lineage: Eukaryota; Fungi; Ascomycota; Eurotiomycetes; Eurotiales; Aspergillaceae
Exons: 5
Coding region: 1-1566 (521 amino acids)
Biological process (GO): transmembrane transport
Cellular component (GO): membrane
Molecular function (GO): transmembrane transporter activity
Source: RefSeq, a predicted model, not a curated record
AUGGCGGCCAAAACCACCGCGAUAGACACCAUGGACAUGGAGUUAACUCAUAGAGACCAGGACGUCUCCCAAAAGAGUGGGACGGUGGUCGACGAUGAUGAGAUGCAUCGCAUGGGGAAAGUCCAAGAGUUCAAGAGAAACAUGCGACCCCUGGCAGCAUUGAGUUUCGCAUCGGUCCUGCAAGCGACGUGGGAAUAUCUUAUCAUUUCGGAUUACACUGGUUUGGAAGAUGGUGGUUUGGCUGGCAUGUUCUGGUCGUAUAUCUGGACUUUCAUUGGAUUUGGCUUCAUCAUCGCCUCUUUGGCUGAGAUGGCAUCCAUGGCGCCAACUGAUGGCGGACAGUACCAUUGGGUGUCGGAAUUCUGUUCUCCCCGACACCAGAAGUUUCUGAGUUACAUAACCGGCUGGAUGUCCGUUUUGGCAUGGCAAUCAGGAACAGCCUCUGGCUCUUUCCUCACGGGCACGAUUAUUCAAGGGUUGAUUAGUGUCCGCAAUCCCGACUAUACGUCCCCAGGCUGGCAGGGUACCCUGCUCGUCUUCUCGAUGGUGCUGGUGAUCUACAUUUUCAAUGUGUAUGCCUCGGAACUCAUGCCGAUCCUGAGUAACCUCUUGAUGAUCCUGCAUGUCCUAUCCUGGGCCGCGAUCUUGAUCGUGUUGUGGGCCAUGGCUCCCCACCAAUCUGCCGAAGCGGUCUUUGUCACGAAUUGGAAGAAUAUCGGCGGAUUGCCCACCAUGGGAGUUAGUGUGAUGGUUGGCCAAAUCUCUGCCAUUUACGGCUGCCUUAGCUCGGAUGCGUGUGCACACAUGUCUGAAGAGAUCAAGGACGCAGGUCGUAAUGUGCCAAGAGCCAUGUACUGGGGAUACUUCGUCAAUGGUAUCAUGGCUGCCAUUCUGCUGGUUGCCUAUCUUUUCGCGACUCCCUCCGUCGAAGACUCCCUGAACGAUGCGAGUGGGUUCCCCUUCCUUUACGUGUUUAAGCAAAUCACAUCCACCGCCGGAGUGAAUGCGCUUGCGUCAAUCAUCUUGCUUCCCGUGAUUUUCAGCAACAUUCUGUUCAACGCAGCCACUUCUCGGCAAACAUGGGCAUUCGCCCGCGAUAAGGGUCUUCCGUUCUCGCGGUGGAUCUCCAAGGUUGAUACGAAGCGCAAGAUCCCCGUCAACUCUAUCGCUUUGUCCUGCGUCAUCAGUUGCCUGCUUUCUCUCAUCAACAUCGGCUCCAGUACGGCAUUUAACGCUAUCAUUUCCGUGAACACGGCGGCGUUGAUGUUUACUUACACUAUUUCGAUUUCCUGCGUCAUCUACCGAAAGGUAUGGCACCCUGAGACCCUUCCUCUUCGCCGAUGGGACAUUGGGCGGGGAGGAUUGGUUGUCAAUAUCGUCGGUCUGCUCUACUGCGUCUUCGCGAUGUUCUGGUCGUUCUGGCCAACUGAGCUGCCCGUCACAGCUGACAACUUCAAUUGGAGCGUCGUGAUCUUUGGUGCCGUGUUUAUUCUUAGCCUGGUGAUGUAUGCAGUGAAAGGCAAGAAGGAGUAUGAGGGGCCGGUGGUGACAGUUCAUCAAGACUGA